Pollicipes pollicipes is the source of this 803-nucleotide messenger RNA. Its product is annotated as XK-related protein 6-like. The record is from RefSeq and is a predicted model, not a curated record. Gene Ontology annotation, cellular component: membrane. Lineage: Eukaryota; Metazoa; Arthropoda; Thecostraca; Pollicipedomorpha; Pollicipedidae. The coding region runs from base 33 to 803 and encodes 256 amino acids. The transcript is spliced from 7 exons.
GGCUUGUGAGUCAGUUUUCCGAUGGUCGGCGUAUGCGCCGUACAAAGUCCUACGACGAUUCAAUGGUGUACCUGCAGCAGAGCAGUGACGUCAGCAUGCUGCAGCUGUUCCUCAGCUACCUGGAGUCGGCGCCGCAGUUGCUACUGCAGGUCUACGUCACCUCGUCCAGGGACGGCUGGCAGCUGGUGCAGGCUGUCAGCGCGGCGCUCUCGCUCCUCUCGCUGGCCUGGAGCAACGCCUCGUACGCCAAGUGGAUGCGCAAGUCCCGGGGCGACAAGCGGCCGCUGGGCUGGACGGCUGCCACCCUGCAGCUGCUCUGGCGCCUGUGUCUCCUGCUGGCGCGCACGUCCGCUCUGCUGGCGUUCUCGCUGCUGUACUCCGGCUGGGUGCUGCUGCUGCUGGCCGUCCGCUGGCUGCUGAUGACCGGCUGGGUGCUGGCCCAGCGCACCGACCUCUUCCCCACGCCCGCCGAGGAGCGACUCUUCAACACCGUCGUCGGCGCCAUCUACUGCUUCUCCUUCUUCAACGUCAAGGAGACGCCGGCCCGCUGGCGCAUGCUUGCCUUCUACGCGCUGACGUUCGCCGAGAACGGCGUCCUGGCGAUGCUCUUCUUCUUCUACUGGCCGCGCCCCGGCGACUGGCUGUACUUGGCGCUGCUGGUGAACAUCCCCGCCGGCACCGUCCUGGGCUCCGCCGUCAUGCUGCUCUACUACCGGCUGUUUCACCCGAACGCGGGCGGCUGCGGCGGCGGAGCCUCCGCUCGGCCGGCGGCGUCUCUCUGGCGUCACAACCCGACCCUGUGA